UUCCACCGCGGGCCGCCAUCGCUAUUGCGGCGUCUUGCCUCGGCUCCGGCCGCGUGGCCGACUGUGCCCUUCCUCUGUGAGCUAGGGCUCGCAGCCCACGAGGGAAGACCGGGGAGCAGAAGUUAGGAGGGGCUGGUGGGCCGAGCGUUCUGAGGGGGGCGGCAGCUCCCGCCCCCGAGUGGCGCGCGCGGCCGCCUCGGUAGCUGUCAUGGCCGCCAGGCCACGUGACUCUGGCCGGGCGCCGGCCUGUCUUCCUGUCUAGUGCAGUGGUCUCGGUUCACCGACUCCCUCCUUUUCUCGCUUGUGGACCACGAUACUGCUUUUCUUUCCUCAGAAGCACUGCUGACAGACUCUGAAAAAGCCAAAAUGCCUAUUCGCAAAGAGGGGAGCGCGGGGUGUUGGCGCAUGCGCAUGUCGCCGCCCGGCCUCUUGUAUGGGACGGGCUGCGGAGGAAGAGACUGGUAAACAGGAAGUGGACCUAGGGAGCCCGGGAGCUACCCCCAGAAGAUAUCUGGGAAAAAUGACACAUUGGUUUCAUAGGAACCCGUUAAAAGCCACAGCUCCUGUCUCUUUUAACUACUAUGGUGUAAUCACUGGCCCUCCUGCUUCAAAAAUUUGCAAUGACUUGAGAUCAUCCAGAGCAAGACUCCUUGAACUGUUCACUGAUUUGAGCUGUAAUCCAGAAAUGAUGAAGAAUGCAGCAGAUUUGUAUUUUUCACUUUUACAAGGUUUCAUAAAUUCAUUGGAUGAGUCUACUCAAGAAAGCAAGUUACGAUAUAUACAAAAUUUCAAGUGGACUGAUACAUUACAAGGACAGGUUCCCAGUGCUCAGCAGGAUGCUGUUUUUGAAUUAAUCUCCAUGGGAUUUAAUGUAGCUUUAUGGUACACCAAGUAUGCUUCAAGACUGGCUGGGAAAGAAAACAUAACAGAGGAUGAAGCAAAAGAUGUCCAUCGAAGCUUAAAAAUUGCAGCUGGGAUUUUUAAACAUUUGAAGGAAAGUCACAUCCCAAAACUUAUCACACCUGCAGAAAAGGGAAGGGAUUUGGAGGCUCGACUCAUAGACGCUUAUGUUAUCCAGUGUCAGGCUGAAGCUCAAGAAGUAACAAUUGCUCGAGCAAUUGAACUAAAACAUGCACCUGGACUAAUUGCUGCACUAGCAUAUGAAACAGCCAAUUUCUAUCAAAAAGCUGAUCAUACUUUAUCCAGUUUGGAGCCUGCAUACUCUGCUAAAUGGAGAAAAUAUCUUCACUUGAAAAUGUGUUUCUACACAGCUUAUGCUUACUGUUAUCAUGGCCAGACAUUGUUGGCUAGUGAUAAAUGUGGUGAAGCAAUCAGGUCUCUCCAAGAAGCAGAAAAAUUUUAUGCAAAGGCAGAAGCACUAUGCAAAGAAUAUGGAGAAACAAAAGGACCUGGACCAACAGUCAAACCAUCAGGACACUUGUUCUUCAGGAAACUUGGAAACCUUGUGAAGAAUACACUAGAAAAAUGUCAGAGAGAAAAUGGGUUUAUUUACUUUCAGAAAAUUCCAGCCGAAGCUCCACAACUGGAACUCAAAGCAAAUUAUGGUCUUGUAGAGCCUGUACCUUUUGAAUUUCCUCCUGCAAGUACUCAGUGGACACCAGAAACAUUGGCUGCCUUUGAUCUCACCAAGAGACCCAAGGAUGACAGUGCCAAACCCAAACCAGAAGAAGAUGUGAAACCCGUGAAAGAACCAGAUAUCAAACCUCAAAAAGACACUGGUUGCUACCUAUCCUAACAUACUUCUGAAAUAAGAUGUGCACUUAAAAUUUACUGCUUGUGGAUAAGAUAAACCAUGGACCUUCAGUUCAUUUUCCUUAAAAUGAUUUCUCUGAAACUUUAGAAUACUACAUUCAGAGGGAACCUGGCUCCAGUUUAUUUGUUCUUGGUUUUGAAUACAGUGGAGACACCUCCAUGCUUUGUUUCCAGACUCCUUUUUAAUCAGGACAACGCUUGAAAGAUUUUAUUGUGCCUCUAACGGGUGUAUUUGGGGGUUAGGUCUUUUUUUGAACUCUGGAUAAUAAUAAUUUCAGAUUAAUAUAUUAUAGGUGUAAAUCAUGUAGCUUUCACUUUCAGGUAUAUUUUCACAAAAAGAGUUUAUGUUCCUCCUUAUUUGAUACCUGAAGAAUGACGGGAAUUAGUUUUUAACAAAGACAGGGUUUUUUUUUCCCCUCACCAUUGUAUUAGUUUGAAUACAGACCUGAUAUGGUCUGCGUCAUUUAUCUUUUCUGGUAGAAAAACAGUGACUUAAAGAUCAGAACACUUUCCUACCAAAUCCCUUAAAUAGAUUAGAAUCUAUAAUUUACUUGAAAAUCAGUGUUUAUAGGUAUGUUGAGUCUUUUAAGAAUGUAUCUAUUCUUAUAGCCCUAUGUUUCAUUCUGUUUCAGUAACCCUAAGUUGAUUUUUACAAGUACGUUUUCUAAUGGGUUUUUUACUUAGAGAAAGAACUUUGUUAACAGCUGUUAAUGUUUCUUAUGGAAGACAAGACAGUACAAAUAGAAAAUGUUUUUUGAAGUAAAAUUUUGUGUGAUGUAAAGAAGAAACUUUAAUUACGUGAGGUAGGUUGUCCUGAAUUAUACUGGUAGCUCUUUACUUCUGUGGUAAAGAAGUUACAGUAAAAUGCCUUUGUUGCCUGAUUCAGUGUACAUUGUUUUUUAUGGUUUUCUAAUACAUGUGUCCUGUCAGGAUUGUAUUGCAUUAGGCCAAAGGCCAUAGCAAAAACUUAGAGAACAAACUUAAAUACAGUAUAAUCUGAAUCAUAGAUUGUAAUCUUGGGAACAGAUAGGUUAGCAUGUGCACAGACUUGGAAAAUAGUGGAGGCAUAAUACUGUAACAAAAGUCACACAUCUGUAAGUUUAUCUUUUGAUUAUUCUCCUGGCAUGUUAGCCAAUUUUCCUAUUGUAAUGGACAGAUCAGUCCACUUAAUAGAAAUAAUAGUAGUGUGUAUGGAAAACUUGCUGUUUGCCAGGCACUGUGCUAAGCAGUUACACAGAUAAACCAUUAAUUCCACAGAACAGCCCUGUGAGGAAUGAACAAAAUCUGCAUAAAGUGCUAAUGUAGUAGUACACGUUUCAUUGCAAAGAAUGGCUAGAAUAUGCCCAAGUCAAUAUUGUGAUCAGAUGAGUGAUUACUUAAAUCCUGUAUUGUAGUUUACACUGCUUAGAGACACUCCUUAGGAAACGCUACACAGAAUCAGUGUGGGGUUUUGUUUUUUUUUUUAAUACACAGAAUUGCUAAUUUGUGCUUACAGUAUGAUAUUUAAUAUUUGAAACCACAGUUUCCAGAGUAAGUGGAGUAAUAACAAAUAGGCAUUUAGUUUUAUUUUGUUGUCUAUGGAAAAAAAUAAUUUAUUAAACUUCCCCAUAUCUUGUGUGAUCCUCAUUACAGAGUCCAUCGUCAUCUUUGCUGUUUAGCCAUUUACUGACAAAAUCCUACGUAGCACUGCACAGCUCUUUUCUUUCUACCUAUAGGACUUGUUUAUCUUAGGUAAUAGAGCCUAUUAACCUAGUUACUAAAUUUUCACAUUGACAUUUUUGUGUUACUCUAUUACCAUACAUGAAAUGGAAACAUGUAUUAUGCCCAGUGCUUUUGUAGAACUCAGUACUGCUUUAAAUCAGUAAUUAAACAUUCUAUUGGCUCAGCAAAGGUGAUACUCUGUGACUAAAGUACCCCAUCCCAUCAUAUUUAAUGCUUUCUGACAUGACAUUGAGAAUUUGGGGAAAUUACCAAAUUCAGAGUUGUGUGAAAAUUAGAGAGAUGUAACUAUUUGUGUUAACUGCAUUUGGUACCAAGCAGUGACAGCUAACAUAUUACUUCUGCUAAAGGUGUUAUUUGUAUAAUGAGUUAUCUUUUUUAUUUAUGAAAAUAAAAGUAAUUUUACUUAGAAA
This is a messenger RNA of Lepus europaeus (European hare), 3905 nucleotides long. It is a transcript of the gene BROX, whose product is annotated as BRO1 domain and CAAX motif containing. NCBI's taxonomy places the organism in Eukaryota, Metazoa, Chordata, Mammalia, Lagomorpha, Leporidae. The transcript is spliced from 14 exons. Bases 434 to 1756 code for a protein of 440 amino acids. The record is from RefSeq and is a predicted model, not a curated record.